This is a messenger RNA of Eriocheir sinensis (Chinese mitten crab), 3928 nucleotides long. It is a transcript of the gene Maf1, whose product is annotated as repressor of RNA polymerase III transcription MAF1 homolog. The coding region runs from base 844 to 1551 and encodes 235 amino acids. Gene Ontology annotation, cellular component: nucleus. The record is from RefSeq and is a predicted model, not a curated record. Gene Ontology annotation, molecular function: RNA polymerase III core binding. Gene Ontology annotation, biological process: negative regulation of transcription by RNA polymerase III. The transcript is spliced from 5 exons. Lineage: Eukaryota; Metazoa; Arthropoda; Malacostraca; Decapoda; Varunidae.
UAUCUACACAUGAAGACUCCCAGCUUUAUUAGACUCAAAUGACGGUAUUUAAUCAACGUCAAGGCUAAGAAAAUGGUGAAUAGUGUUCUUUCAAGGGGUGAAAAGCAUAUAUCGACGGCCCUAAAGCUGUUUUGACCAUGGUAACUUGGAAUAAUCAUCGCACAUCUAAGAACGCAUUUAGACGCGAGGAAGCUGCCGCCUGCCAGACAGACUAGUGAUACAGAGGUCAGAGCUGCGAGUGGUGGUCUAUCGUAGCGUCCAGCCCAUGUAACCCCAUAAAAAAAGGCAGAUAAUUCACGCAAACCCAAGCGAAAGCCUCCCGGAUCAACGCCAAGAAGCUGUGGGUCAAGCUGAAGAGACCGUGGAAGAAGAAUUUAACCUCUUGGAAUAGAUCCCCGGGUUCCUUCCUCUGAUAGCGGGCACCCAUCCAGCCGACCCCCACUGGCUGGAGGUCACUUGUGUCAUCCUCCACAGGUCCAAAGUGGUAGUAUGAUCAUCCAGCAGCAAGAGUGCUCCGUGGUUGGUGACGUGUACAGGGCUAAGAGCGGCCUAGUGGUCCUGAGAAGCUUCCGAACUGUUGCCACCCUCCCGCAUUCAAAAAUAGCCUGUUGGAGAAGACAUUUCUAAGUGACUCGCCUAAGACUUGUGAUUGUUGCCCCCUCCCCCGCCCCCGCAGCACCAAAGCUAUUAUCUGGAAACUAACUCGUGACGGAAGAAAAUCAACCGCCAGUCCCCUUAACAGUGCUUAGUUAUCUAAGUGGACGCCAGAUUCAAGAGGAAAGGUGUGUCUUCUCAAGGACAUCCAGUUCUACCUGCUGGGGAAGGAAGGACACAGCCGCAGACAUGAAGCUUCUGCCGGAGUCGUCGGGCUUUGAGGCCAUCAACAGCGCCCUCAACAUAGUGACCGUGGACGCCAGCAUCAUGGGGCGACUGGAGAGCUACUCAUGCAAAAUGGUGGGCCAGGAGAAGGCACUCUACAAGAGGUUCCACAGCUUUUCAGGUCUGACUGACAUGCAGGCCCUGUCGCCUCCUCAGUCCAUAAUGGAGGCGUCUUCGCCCCACUCACUCACCAAGAGUUCACAAAGCAGUGGAGGUGAUGAGAGUCCUCUGGCAGACAAAAUCAACCGCAAGACUCUCUUUUACCUCAUCUCCACCAUGAACGCUGCUUUCUAUCCAGACUAUGACUUCAGCAAUGCUUCGUCUCAGGAGUUUUCCAGGGAGCCUUCCAUUGAGUGGGUGAUGCGCACAGUUCAGCGGCAAAUGAUGGCUGUGGCAAGAGCAGAAUUUAUGGCAGUGGAGUCUGAGCUUUGGGCUGCACUGGACAAUGCCAUUACUCUGCGCGAGUGUGAGAUUUACAGCUACAACCCUGAUCAGACAUCUGACCCUUACUCAGAAGAUGGAUGCCUUUGGUCUUUCAACUACUUCUUCUACAAUCCAAGACUCAAGCGCAUUGUGUUCUUUACCCUGCGCUCAGUGUCCCAGUACUGCUCCAAGCCUCUCGACGCAGACUUGAUCGAUGACAGCUACAUGGAUUUUGAGGAUGAUGAUUAGGGAUCAGACUGUUGGAUGUUGAUUUAUGGGUCUCUCGUCCUAUGGAUGAUCCUUUGACCUGACGUGAUUCUGUAAUCACGGUCUGUUAAACAGAAUGGAAUGAGUCAUAGAUUGUGUUAAUUUUAUCUUUUAAUCUUUCAGUAAUGUUUUGAAAGAUGCCCACAUAUUCUGCAGAUGGUCUUCAUAACAUGCAUUAAGUUUUCAUAACACAUUAUGGAGCAUAUUAUUUUUUGUGAAAAGAUUAUUUUAGAAAUAAUAAUAACAGGCCCGUCCAUAGGGGAGAAAGGGGUGUCACUGCCCCUGUUAUUAGGUUGCCCCCCAACUUAAAUUCUGACAUUAAUGAGAAUGUUGUUAAUGAUAUUAAGAUGGCUGACAUACCAUUUUUCAGCAUUAAGUUGUAAGGUAUGUAAAGGGUGGUAAAGUAAAGGAGAGUCUAAUUGGUAUGCCAACAACAGAUGAUUUUGAUGCAGAAAGCCUGGCCUCAUUAAUACUUAAAACACUAAAUGAGUGUAGACUAGAUUGCAGUAAUAUAUUAUUGCAAUAUUGUGAUGGAACAUCUGUGAUGUCAGGUCAAAAGGAAAUUACCUGCCCCCCUCAAUAUCUCAAUCGCCCCCCUUUGGUUAGACUUCUGUGGACGGGCCUGAGUAAUAAGUAUCUUUACAUAUUAAAUAUAUUAUUAUUUGCAAGAAAUAUUGUAUGGGAAAAAUGAAAAGGUAUUCAUAUAAUACUGUUUUGCCUUUUGGUUUCCAAGUAAUAAUAUUUACAUUGGUAACAUAAAACUAGGGUAAAUAAUCCCUUAGAAUGAUUUACCACAAGGCUAAUUACGAGUAUACUUGUUCUUUAAAAGAUCCCUUUGGUAGUAAAAGUGUCUUGAGUGUACCUUUAUAAGUGUGUGUAGGCUAAGGGAUAAAGUUAAAGUUAUGAAUCUUUACUGUUCUUGAUUGCCAUGCCAGAAGUGUAAAAUUGCCUUGCGAUUCUAAAUGACUGAGCUCAAAAAGCCUGGGGCAGUGUUUUCAUGGAGCAUUGGAGUUUGUAAUUGAAAGGAAUGGCCACUAGUCUCGCAGUUGAGCUGCUUGCAAGAGCAGCAUGUGCAACAUAGUUAUAGUAUCAUUAGUAUGAUGUGUUAUGUUCAUAAUGAGACAUUGAGUUCAUAAGAUGACUUCAAAAAAAUUCCUGUAUUGGAAGAUAUGUUAUUGGUUACAUUGUCACUGUUAUUACAUGCUAUUUUAUAUAAAUUUUUCUCUAGCACUUGUAUGUUUUGUUAAUUAGUAGUCAUAUUUGCAUAGUGUGCAUCUGUUGAGGUAAUAAUUAUUUUUUUACCAUGCAAUUUGUGUAGCCUGGAAUAACUGGGUAUUCUGAUGACUGUGUAAACACUUGUUCUCUUGAGUCUUGAAGCUCUCAUGGAGGUGACAAGUCAGCAGCAGCAGGACAGCCCCAUUUGCACCUCAACCAACCAUCUGCUGUAAACUCUGAUUGUGAGUGUAUUCCUUGAAUUAUUAGGAGGGGGAGGGUAAUCUGCACCUAAUGACAGAGCAAAUGACAAAGGUCCAGCACAGUGCGUGAGAUACAAGGGAGCAGCAUCAGACAUUAGAGACAGUAGUUGUUGCACACUUUGUUUUACUAUAUUGGGGAAUGUGACCUUAUUAUUUGUAAGUAAGAGUACUGUGUAUUCUUACUAUUUUAAUUCCUUUGUGUUAGGACAACCUGUAAGUGAGAUGCUUACUGCAUCAAUUAAGUUAAAAAUAGUAAAUCAGUCUGUCCAUGGAGACCAUCCUGUAGUACAUUAGGUAACACAAGCAGGCUGGAGUUGCAGAUUCCCUUCAGCAGUGUAUUCCUCUCAAGUAGCAGUUCUUGCUUCCCACUGAACUGUACCUUGAUGGUAAAGUGGCCAUCAUCUUGUUAGUGGAAGCAGCAUUUUCUGUAAGUGGAAAUAUUCUUUACAACAUUAGAGAAGCCAUAUUGAUGUAUAAAAUUGCAUUUAUUAUUAUAAGGAGAGACUUAGGGAUAGCCCAGACCUGCAAGGACAACACAAGAGUGCAUCCUGCUCAGUGAAAUAUUCAAAACUAACCACCUAACCAUCAAAGUUGCAACAAUGUAAGAGCUAUGAGUAACUUGGAGUAAUGUUGCCUCAAAUAUGUAAUUUCGUGUUUAAUACAGAUCACUCGAGAAUCAUUCAGUGAUGUUUUUCAGUUUGUGGUUCUCUGAACAAAUAAUUUGUUGCAUGUUUUCAUGUUAUUGCUCUGGUUUUUUAGUUUGUCAGGUCUGUACACACUAAUGUAUGAAAACACAAGUUGUUUAUAAUCCUGAGGCAAUACAAAAAAUGGAUAGAAUAGUUGUUACAUAUUCUCCCUUGUUGGAGUAAAGUUUUAUAGGAUUA